AUGGAUGCCGACAAGUCCCCUUUGCUGAUCGCUGUAGAAAAUGGCUAUGCAGACGUGGUCCGCCUUCUUGUAGAGCGCAGCGCAGACUGCAACGCAGGAGGUGAAGCAAGCAAGACUCCAUUGUGCGUUGCCGUGGAGAAAGGAAAAACGAGUAUCGUCCGUAUCUUGCUUGAUCAUGGAGCGGCAGUCGACUGCACAGAUGCUGUCCGGUGGUCUCCAUUGAUUGUUGCUGUAAUUUAUGGGCAUUUGGAGGUUGCACAGCUUUUGAUCGAGCGGAAGGCGAAUGUCAACACAAAGUGCAGGGAGGGUCGGACACCAUUGUGA
Phytophthora sojae is the source of this 324-nucleotide messenger RNA. RefSeq lists its product as hypothetical. The transcript has a single exon. Gene Ontology annotation, molecular function: protein binding. The record is from RefSeq and is a predicted model, not a curated record. Bases 1 to 324 code for a protein of 107 amino acids. NCBI's taxonomy places the organism in Eukaryota, Oomycota, Peronosporomycetes, Peronosporales, Peronosporaceae.